AUGAGGACCAUUGAGGAGACAAGGAAGAGAUGGGAGACACUGUUCCUUGGCCAUGACACCCCCUCCGACCUGCGGGCGGCAUUGCGUGCGGAGCAAGGAGGAAAGCUGUGCACCGACGGGCUGAGGUCGAUCUGCUGGAAGGUCUUUCUGCUAUUCGAUAGCGUCGAGCGCGAACAAUGGUCCCAGAAGCUAGCCGAGUCGCGCGAUGCGUACAGCGCCUUGCGUGCCCAUUUUCUGAAAUAUGUCGAGCACCCCGAUGAUUUGGAGUCAACAGUCGAUCCGCUGGCGGACGAUGAGGAGUCUCCCUGGCAAACCCUCCGGAAUGAUGAAAAGCUACGAGCCGAAAUUGUACAGGAUGUCGACCGUUGCUUGCAGGAGAAUUUCUUUUUCCAAGAGCCCUCGACGAAACAGAAAUUGACUGAUGUCUUGUUUGUUUACUCCAAACUAAAUCCGGACGUCGGCUACAGGCAAGGUAUGCACGAACUGUUGGCUCCCAUUCUGUGGGUCAUUGAUCGGGACUCGGUCGAGCGUCCAGCUCAAGGUACAUCAAGCUCUAGUGCUCAAGAAGACGGCCUGAUGCUGGAUCUCCUGGAUACCAGCUUCGUAGAGCAUGACUCCUUUACGCUGUUUCUCUGCGUCAUGCAGACAGCUCGCAUAUACUACGAGCACGGCGAGAGAAAGUCUGCAAAUGGCCAGGCGGAUGUCAUUCCGAUUGUCACCAGGUGCCAAUACCUCCAUCAAGAGGCUCUGACAAUAAUCGAUCAUGAAUUGGCAGACCACCUUCACACAGUGGAGGUGCUUCCACAGAUAUUCUUGACUCGGUGGAUGCGCCUGCUGUUUGGAAGAGAAUUCCCUUUCGAUGAUGUCCUUGAGAUGUGGGAUCUACUGUUUGCACAUGGGCUACGAUCUGAUCUUGUCGAUUUCACAUGCAUUGCAAUGCUGCUUCGCAUUCGCUGGCAAUUACUCGCGGCAGAUUACUCUAGUGCAUUGUCAAUGUUACUCCGCUAUCCUCCUUCUGAGCCACACUCACCCCAAGCCUUUGUGCAUGAUGCACUCUACCUUGAACAAAACCCGACAGCGGAGCGGGGCAGUUUCCUUAUCUCAAAGUACUCGGGCAGGUCCCCCGAGUCAUCCAAGCGUCGCAGCCGCUCCGGUAUCCGGCCAGCCAUGAGGGCCCAGCUCUGGGAGGAUUUCAAGGGCCGCAGCGAAAGCAAUUCCCCAGGUUCCUCGCCCGCAAGGAAUAGUCCUAAGAGUUUGGAGGCACUGUUUCAAGAUGUUUCCCAAGGAAUUCAACGCCGUACCGAAUCUUGGGGCGUAGCUAAAGCAGUCCGAGGGGCCGUUACAGAAGCUCGGAAGAACAUGCAGACCAUGCAUUAUGAACCAGGUCCUCGGUAUAAUGUCGCACGUACAAAGCCUGUCUCUACCAUGGCCGUCAAAGGCGUGUCGCAAAGACCGACGCCUACCGAGCUUGGGUUACAAACAAAGAUCGAUCGACUUGAAGAAAGGAACCAUGAAUUAGCAACUAUCUUGAAUGAGGCCUUGAAGGAUCUCCGUAUGCAGCUAGACACGGUGAAGGACACGGAUAAAACUGCCAACGAUACCGUCAAAUACGCUCUCGAUCGAGUCCAGUCAGUGCAGAGCUGCCUCGAGGACUCCAUGCUCCCCCUUCCAGUCCGAAGUACUUCGCAUGCCACUGCUGUAGAUCAGGUAUUACCUGAAACAGCACCAUCAGUAUCAGAACCAGCCAGCCACAUCGAAACUCCAGAUGUGGCUGAGAAGCAGGAUCAGCAAGAUGCACGACCACCUCUUCCGGUGGAUGCCCCCAAAUCGAGCAUGAAUAGUGCAACCGCAAAGGCUGCCAGCGUGACCACAACCAGUGCGACGACCACCGACGGGCAUACGGAUUUUGGGCGGGAAGGCCCGCGGGCGGCAGUGCGACCAUCACUAUCGGAUUCAGGCUUCUCCUGGAUGUUGGGAGGCAAUCGAGGUCUUUCGACUUUUGUUAGUCCGGCCUCGGUGCCCCCGGAGCAGACACGACAUCCGGAACCGCCUCGCAGCAAAGGUGGCAGUCCUCUUUUCGGCAACCACGGAGAUGAGAAACCCAGGGCAGAUGAAGCUAAGCACGAUGAACUAGCACUGCACAGUCUGUCUGGUGCUCGAGGGCCGCUGUAA
Penicillium subrubescens is the source of this 2172-nucleotide messenger RNA. Its product is annotated as GTPase-activating protein GYP6. Gene Ontology annotation, biological process: activation of GTPase activity. The transcript is spliced from 6 exons. The record is from RefSeq and is a predicted model, not a curated record. Gene Ontology annotation, molecular function: GTPase activator activity. Bases 1 to 2172 code for a protein of 723 amino acids. Lineage: Eukaryota; Fungi; Ascomycota; Eurotiomycetes; Eurotiales; Aspergillaceae.